Messenger RNA from Lathyrus sativus (Indian pea), 522 nucleotides. The record is from the annotation of a GenBank genome assembly. Lineage: Eukaryota; Viridiplantae; Streptophyta; Magnoliopsida; Fabales; Fabaceae.
AUGGUGAAAACUAAUAAUGGAGUGGUCGAAUCUGUUGAGGAUGUUAAGGAGACAGUCCGAAGUUUUUACAAUGAUAAGUAUGUUAAACCUGAGUCGAAAAGACCUUUGUUGGAAGGUUGUUCCUUUAAUUCCCUGUCUGAAGCUGAUGUAGAUUACUUGGAGGCCCUUUAUUCAAAAUUCGAAAUCAAAGCAGCGGUUUGGUCUUGCGAUGGAACAAAAAAACUGGGUUCGGAUGGUUUCAAUUUUGUGUUCAUCAAGAAAUGUUGGAUUAUCUUGAAGGAGGAUAUCAUAUGGUUCGUGAAAUACUUUCAUCCUCAUGCAUAUCUCCAUAAAGCUGUUACAUCUUCAUUUCUUACACUCAUUCCUAAGGAUCGAGGAGGUUUAUUUCAAGAAAUUGAGACCAGUUCCAUGGCUGAAGACCAGGAUCGAGGGGAAAUUUGUUUCAAGAAACUGAGACCAGUUUCGUGGCUGAAGACCAGGAUCGAGGGGAAGUUUUACCCUUUUCUAAGUAAGAUUACUUAG